Oppiella nova is the source of this 8931-nucleotide messenger RNA. The record is from the annotation of a GenBank genome assembly. NCBI's taxonomy places the organism in Eukaryota, Metazoa, Arthropoda, Arachnida, Sarcoptiformes, Oppiidae.
AUGAAUGAGAAUGAAGAGACGAAUGCAAACAUUGGUCACCAAAACGCUGUCAUCAAUGACACCGACGCUCACAAUCAGACCACAAGUGAUGAUAAUCUGAAUAAUAUGGAUCCGGAGUUAACACCCACUAGUGAACCCGUCACACAAACUCCUCCACAAGAGUCUACUAAUGAGACAUCAGAUGAAACCGAUGGCAAUAUUAUAUCGAAGAAGUCGACCACUUCUUCGACACCGGGUAGCGCUCAACAGAUCCUCAGCGACGACACGACGCAUGAGAUCAACUUAGAUGAAGACAUUGACAAUAGCAGUGAGAUUGCGGCUCAAAUCGCUGACACAUCGGUGGUGUCCGAACCCAAGAGCAGCGGUGAUGAGAAAACUGACGAUAAAAUUGUGACGCAAAGUGAUCCCGAAGAGAGUGAGCAAAGUGUCAACAAAAGUGAUGGUUUGAAUCCGUUUGACGAAUCGGACGAACAAAAUGAGGACAAACUCGAAGACACGAAUCCAUUCAAUGAAGCGAAUGAGACGUCCGAUGAAACCAAUGAAUCAAAACCUAACGAAUUGUCCACAGAUUUAAAUAAUGUGAUCCAAACAAGUGAUGAAACAAAUGUCGCAAAUGAUUCCAACGAUGAGAGACCUAAAGAGUCGACCACUGCUUCGGAAACCCCCACAAAGAGUCCGAUAGCGUCGCCGACAGCUUCGCCAUCAAAAAGCCCAAAAUCGGCUCCAAUUCCGAGUGAUUUACAAGAAGUGAUAAACGAUAGCAGUAUUUCAGAUGAAGUGAAGUUUGGUUUACUUUGCGCUAAAAUCAUGUCAAUCGUGUCGUCGGACAACAGUCAAGACGCCAAUUCAAUCACUGAUAACAUUCUUCAUUUGUUAAUCACCGAUGAUUUGCAAAGAAUACGUAAACCACAGACUUUGAGACUCUUUUUUCGAGAUUAUCUCAAAUUAUUGCCGUCGAAGAUUGUGGCAGAGAUUCUGAGUGUUUUGAUCGCAGUUUUCAAGAAAUCGCUUCUUAACUUAGAGGCCGCCAAAGGCCUGCUCUUAGACUCAUUGACACAGACUUUCCAUUUCGAUAAUCUCAUCAAACACUUCAUCCGCGAAAUAAUUAAUCUUCAGACGUCUUAUAGCUGUGACGUCCGGGAGUUGAGAGCGUUGUUACGGCAGAGCGAAGACGACCCCAGACUUCUUCAUUACGUGCGAAACGCGAAUCUUUUGCAGAGAAGUCGUCCGAACGCUUUCUUUGCCUUUCCGGGCUCUACCGGUUCGGUGUUGGCUCUGCCGCCCAUCCAGAAGUGGCCGAUUCAGAACGGCUGGACAUUCGUCACGUGGUUCCGUCUGGAGCCCAAUGCCGCCAAUUCGCAGCCCUAUCUAUACUUCUUCAGAACCAGCAAAACAGGUGUCGGAUAUUCGGCUCAUUUCACCGGCAAUUGUCUGGUUUUGACGUCAAUGAAGAUCAAAGGCAAAGGCUUCCAGCACUGCAUCCCCUAUGAGUUCAGUCCAUUCAAAUGGUUCCACUGCGCCAUCACUUAUGUGACCAAAUGGAGGGGCGCUGAGGUGAAGGUCUAUGUGAACGGCCAGAUGACCGCCAACACCGAGAUUGCGUGGAGUGUCCAGACGUCUGACAUAUUCGAUAAGUGCUUUAUUGGGGGCACCGCUGACCUCAAUGAGUCCCACCUAUUCAAUGGUCAGUUGUCAGCCAUCUAUCUGUUCCACGAGGCACUCAAUGCGAGCCAAAUCUGUGCUAUCCAUCGGUUGGGGCCGUCAUAUAUCGGUCAAUACCUUCACAGCAAUGAAAGUCAACUCGAGUUACCAAUGGUUAUGAAACGGGUCUUAUAUGAGGAGAAACUGAGUUCUUCGCUUAUUUCUCUCUACACUCCCGUAGCCGUAGAGGGAGAGACACUCUGUCUGCAGUCCACCCCCAAAGGGAACACCACUUACUUCACAUCCUCACCACACGCGGCACUAUUGGGUCAAACAAUUUCUAUAAAAACACAAUCAAUUAGUUCAACGCUUCAGUCGAUUGGCGGCAUUCGCGCCCUUUUGCCACUCCUUCACCGCUUUACGCACCGGUCGGACGCCGAGGCCUGUUCUACACUAAUUGGCUUCAUAUGUGAUUUGUUAGAGAGUUCCCCGCAAUGGUUUGGCAACGAAGUCGUUCAGUCGCACGGAUUUGUCAUUAUUUCCUCACUUUUGGCCAAAAGUCCACGAAUUCUGAUAAACGAAGAAACGCUGGAAAUAUUGUUAAACUUAACCAAAACUCUGAUCAGUGCUUCAUCUGGUGCUGACUCUCUGUUAUUGAAGCAAUUAAUGGACAGUAUUUUAUUUAAUUCCUCGCUUUGGGUGUACGUUGACUCUAAGCUACAGCUGAGGCUAUACUGCUAUUUGGCCACAGAGUUCCUCAGCGGUAAUAACGGCUCUAACGCUAGUAAUGGCACUAAUAAUACUACCGGUGCUAACAAUGUGUCCAAUGGUAUAGUUUUCAGUGAAGUGAGACGUAUCUCAACAGUAUUACAAUUAUUACAUUCCCUUAAAUACUAUUACUGGCUCUCGGAGGAGAAGUCUAUUCAAGUGAAGGCCAAAGAUAUGUCUUUGCGGCCAAAUAAGAGUGAAUUGCUGUCCAUUCGCUCUUAUAUUCUGCUAUUUAUAAAACAGCUUAUAUUGAAAGGAAAUGGCGUUCAUUUGGACGAACUUCAGGCCAUUCUUAACUAUUUGACAACAGUUAACGAGGACGAGAAUAUUCUGGACGUCCUGCAAAUGCUACAGUCCCUUAUGUGCGAACACCCGGCCUCUAUGAUACCAGCCUUUGAUGCCAAACACGGCGUUAAAACUGUUUUCAAACUAAUCGAUUCGCUGAACGAGGAGAUCCGUAUCCAAGCGCUCAAACUGUUGGGUUAUUUUCUGUCGAGAAGUACACCGAAGCGCAAGCAGGACGUGAUGGGUCCGCACAACCUGUAUAUGCUUUUGUGCGAACAUCUCAUGAAAUUCACGCCUUUGAGGAUCGAUACGUACAAUGCUUUGCACGAGAUUUUGACAGAAACGGCAAUCGAGACGAUCAGAGCCUCCCACUCCAGUAACCCCAGUCUUCGCAUCGAAAAUCCAAUGGUUCUCAAAGUGAUCGCAACUCUUCUGAUCGAAGGCAAGAAAGAGGAGCCAAACGAAAGCGACGACACGAACCCGGAUAUCAAACGACUGUUUAUCAGCGAUUUGUGGAGACUUUUGGUGAAUAACCGCGAGAACAGGCGUCUGGUACUGCAGAUGUCUGUUUGGCAGCAUUGGCUCAUAAACCUCAUCGACCACAACGUCGAAGUGACCAGAGAUCAGAUUUUAGCCAUUUUCCGGGUCCUUCUGUACCACGCAAUCAAAUACGAAUACGGGGGGUGGAGGGUAUGGAUCGACACUCUGGCCAUUAUUCACGCAAAGGUCAGUCUCGACGAGUUUAUGGCUCAGUUCGGCAGAGAUAGGACUCAUAGGAACAGCGAAUUCAGAGCCGAAAGGAGGACUUCUGGGGAUUCCAGUACUGGAAGUAAUUCUUUGAAAGACGAGUCUAUCCAUCAUAAGAGUGAGGACUUGAAUCACAAGGAUUUGCAAACAAAUAGCGAAACAUCAGAGAAGACAACGACUCAUAAAACGGUGGAUACCGACGAAACAGACAGCCGUCCAGAAGACGAUCCCCGUCCCGAAGAUGAUCGCGAGUUGAAUACAGUUGCUCCCGGAGCUGCUCAUCCAGCAAAAGAUACUACAGAUAACAAUAAUAGCGAGGGUUUAAAGAGUGAUAAAAGUGCCAAAAAUAGUGAUCCAAAUGGAGUGACAAAAGUGGAUGAAAGCAACGAUAAUAUUAGUGGUAAUGAAGAGGAAGAUGACGAACAAAAGGCUCAAAAGAAAGAAGCCGUCAUCAGUACUAUUAGUUCUAUAGAUACGGAAUCAAAGUUAUCCAACACUGACCCCAAACUGUCCAAUACUGUAGUUCCUGACAGCGCGCCCUCACGAAGCAAUCGUUUCGGAAGUCGCCGAACGAAUCCCCAAAAAGAGUUCUAUUCGUCACUAAUUUUAGGCCAAAAGCCGGCGCCCAAAGUGUCGGCGACGCCUGCCUUUCGUAUUCCAGAGUUCCGUUGGAGUCAAUUGCAUCUCAAACUAUUGAAUGACUUACUGUUUUCCAUUGAAUGUGAUCUCCAGAUGUGGAGAAGUCAGGGCUCGGAGUAUAAGUCUGAGUCCGGAUCACAACGAAGCACACAAUUGGACCAAAUUCUUCAACAUUCAGAGAAUCAGAUAUACAUUGUUAACGCUAUUCAUUUAGUGUCACAAUUGAGUGAUAAUAUAAUUAUAGCCGCGGGUGGACUCCUGCCUCUAUUGGCUGCGGCCACGGGAGGAAACAGCGCCGCCCCUAAUGUUACGGCCGGUGGUGAGGGUCUGACUGCAAUUCAGGCCAAUUCACUGCUCUAUAGACUCGUCAAUCUAAUCGAUAUCUUAUGUUUCGCCGCAACUCAUGUAAACUUCGGCGAAUUGGAGGCCGAGAAGAAUAUGUCCGCCGGAGGGAUAUUAAGACAGUGUUUACGACUUGUCUGUACGGUUGCCGUCAAGAACUGCUUGACUGUUCAGAAGCACAUUGAAAAUGGAUUAACAAAUGACACCGACUUUGAAUCGAUGGAAGUUAAGGAUGAGUUCAAUGCGGGCACGAGUAUCGCAGCGGCCGCUGAGCUCUUUGGCAUUGACUUCUCCUCCGAGUCCAGCGAUUUGGUCACAAAUUUCAAGACAGACGGCUCUGAUUCUGAAACUGUUUCCACAUUCAUUCCAAUACAACCCCUUCCUAUCAAAGAUCCAAUGCGUCUGCUGCAGGAAAUGGAUGUCAACCGCUUGAGGGCCUGUAUUUAUAGAGACGCCGACGCCGAUACCCGUCAGUCCCAGUUCUUGGCGUUGGCGACGCUUUAUUUCAUUUCAGUGCUAAUGGUAUCGAAAUAUAGAGAUAUUAUUGAACCCAAAAGUGGUGCUCAAGUGACAAAAGGCAGUCGACGUAACUCUCAGGCCUCUAACGACAGCUCCCAAUCACACACCGAACAAAACAUAGACGCCGGCAGUUUAGACCCGUCAGAGAUUAUUAAACCCAUAGAAAUACCCAAAACUCACAUCGACUCUAAUAUUGGCGAAAAACUGACAGCAAAACUCGAGACAACCCUCUCUAGUGUUUGUCCGCUUCUCAGAGAAAUUAUGUGCGAUUUCGCGAAUUUCCUCUCAAAAACACUUCUCGGUUCUCACGGACAGGAUCUGGUCAGCAAAGAAGCCGUCCGAACAUUCCGGCGCUCGAACGCCAGUCCCGUCGAGUUAGUGAUGCUGUUGUGCUCCCAAGAGUGGCAAAACACACUCCAGAAGAACGCAGGACUCGCUUUCAUUGAACUCAUAAACGAAGGAAGACUUCUGUCGCACGCAAUGAAAGACCAUAUCGUGAGGGUUGCGAUGGAAGCGGAGUUCAUACUCAACCGCUUGAGAGCCGACGACGUAUCCAAACACGAGACGUUUGGUCAGUCGUGUUAUGAGACACACGAGAGUCGCUCUCAUGAGGAGACACUCAUUAAUUCGUUGAUACUGUCGGCCAAACGGCGCGAUUGGAUGGUAUUCACGCGAUUCAAAGAGAAUCUGAAACGCGGUCACAGAAAACACUAUAAACUCGACUCUUGGGAAGACGACGCCCGACGCAAACGGAGAUUCAUUUGCGAUCCUUUCGGUGUCGACCAAAUUCCAGACAAUUCUCAGCCUAUUUCCAGUUCAUCCGAUGGAACCGCUAAUACUAAGACAUCAGCAGAAGCUUCGAAUACAGAUGAGAGUCCGACAGAUAAGAGCAACGAUGAAGCGAUGGCCAAUCCAUUAGUUUCACCGAAACAAACGCUAAACAUUUCGUCGAGAGCUGAAGAGGAGGAGGAAUUCUUAUGGGAGACCGAAGACUCUUCUCAAGAAAAUGAGACAAAUCCAGAGUUCAGUGGUUCUGUUCUCUUCACUAUCGACUGUUCCCUAAUUUGGGGCAUUUAUGCCAUCGAAGGCAUACUUCAGAUCACAGCGAAUGAGCUGUUCUUCGAGGCCCACAGCAAUGAAAUCGAAUUGAGUUCUGUCCUGAAGUUGGAUAAAAAGCUGUCUAAAAGUGAGAUCACAGAUAAUAUCAUGAAAGGCUUGAGUGGUAUUGGCUCUAAAGGGUCAAAAGGUUUCAAAGACUUGGAUCUAAUGGUUUUGCGUUAUUGCGAUCUUUUGACAUAUAAUGGAAAGAUUCUUCUGAACGAAAUCCGAGCCGUCUUUACGCGAAGAUUUCUAUUACAACAGAACGCUAUCGAAAUAUUUUUAGCCCAAAGGACUUCUAUUAUGUUUGCGUUCGCCGACUACGAGACCGUCAAGAAAGUGGUCAAAUACUUGCCACCAGUGGGUGUGGGCGUCAAGUAUGGCAUUCCUCAGUCCAGGAGAGCGUCGCUAUUGUCACCGAAACAACUGUUCGCGACAUCCAAUAUGACACAGAAGUGGCAGAAGCGAGAGAUCAGUAACUUUGAGUAUUUGAUGUUUUUGAACACAAUCGCCGGCAGAACCUAUCAGGACCUCAACCAAUACCCGGUGUUUCCCUGGAUUUUGACUAACUAUGAGAGCAGUGAACUUGAUUUGGCUCAGCCAACCAACUUCAGAGACCUCUCCAAACCUAUCGGUGCUCUCAAUAGUGACAGAAGGGCUGAUUUUAUUGAGCGUUACAACACGUGGGAUAACAACAACAAUGUGCCGGCUUUCCAUUACGGCACCCACUACUCAACCGCCGCGUUCACACUGGGAUGGCUCAUACGACUGCAACCAUUCUACUCAACAUACCUGUCCUUACAAGACGGCCGUCUCGAAGACGAGUCCAGACUUUUCACAUCCAUUCGCGACGCAUGGGUCGCGUCCCUUAUGGGCGGCCAACAGAAUGUCAAGGAAUUGAUUCCUGAGUUCUUCUAUUUGCCUGAAAUCCUAAACUCGAACCAUAUCUUGGAAGACGUGGAGCUCCCGGUUUGGGCCGAAUCUCCCGAACACUUCAUACGAUUACAUCGAAUGGCAUUGGAGUCGGAUUUGGUUUCGUGUCAAUUACACCAAUGGAUUGAUUUGAUCUUUGGAUAUAAGCAAAGAGGUCCGGAAGCCAUCAGAGCUGUCAAUGUGUUCUAUUAUCUGACAUAUGAGGGCAAUACAGACCUGUCGAAUGUGACCGACUUUGCGCUCAGAGAAGCCAUUGAAUCGCAAAUCCGACACUUCGGACAAACGCCGAGUCAGUUGAGUUCAGAGCCACACCCGCCCCGAAGCAGUGCACUCCACGUGUCGCCACUCAUGUUCUCACCGGUGAUGGACGAGGUGUGUAUGUCCGUGAAGUUCCCGUUCAACGCGGCGGUCACUCACAUCGCCUCCUGUGCCGCACACAACGCGCAGCCGAACACCGCCUCCCAGAUAGUGACCAUCAACUCUCACCAACAGUAUUAUCUCCACAAAUGGAACACUAAAGAGUCGACCACUCCGUUGACAAUGGAUGCGGCGCUCAUCUCUUCCGCCUCUAAUAUGAAGCGCCAACUCUUGGACACAACCAAUCUGUGCACAUCAUCGCAGAGCCAUUACAUCGUCACUCUGGACGCCAAACAUAUAAUUAUGUGUCCUUUUUAUGACAAUUCAUUCCGCGUGUAUUCGACCGAAACGGGAAAACUGACGCAAAUUAUAUACGGCCACAGAGGGGUCGUUAGCUGUUUGGCCCGAAGCGAGUGCAAUGUCGCCGCAGAUUUCUACGUGGCGUCCGGUAGUCAGGACUGUUCAGUGCUAUUGUGGACAUGGAAUGCAAAAUAUGCUCAAAUUGAAGGCAACGGCGCUUCCAAUUUGUCCAAUCCUUUGCCAAAACUAACUCUUUGGGGACACGAGUCCACUAUUAUCUCUCUGCUAAUCAGCGCAGAGUUAGGUCUUAUAGUUAGCGCCAGUCGUAACACAAUACUAAUCCAUACGACAAGUCAUGGCGAGUGUAUCACCGAAAUAGAUAUUAGGAAAAGGGGUUCCAUUCAAACACUUCGAAGUAUUAGUAGUUAUUCCGAUAACAGAGCUGAUGAACAAAUGGAGGGCAGACCUGAGGGCGAUAUAAACGAGGCCAACUUAGAGGCAUCGAUGUUGGGAAAGGACGGGUCGAAGAGUAUUCGCAAACAGUCACCCGAUGCCAAGAGUGACACCAAAGCCGACACAUCGAGUAUGACAUCCAAUGAAGUCAAUACAGACUAUUGUUCAGCAUUUGACGAAACCGAUUAUCUCAUCAAUAAUCUGGUUUUAUGCCGAGAAUUGGGUUUUAUUGUGGGAAUAGCUAUACCGCAGAGCAAUGACAGCGACUACGAGGACUCAAAGCCCGGUUCCGCACAAAAGCAUUUAAAAACAUCGAAACCCGAACGACAGCAACAAAACGCGUUAUUAUUCUCGUAUAACUUGAGAUCAAAACUGAUUAAAUGCAUACAAAUCGGAAACAUCUCGUUCUCGAAGGACAGGGACUCCACUUUACUGCUGACUACUCGCGACGGAGAGUACAUCGUUAUGACAGAGAAUGGGUCGGCCGUCAAGAUAAUGAGGACUUUUGAUUUGACGCCAUUGUAUGCGUUGAACACAUCGGAACUGUCGACGGCCUUCGCGGGCGAACAAAAUCGGAUAAAAUCCAUGACUUUAACUGAUUUCAAAUAUUUAUUGAUUGGACUCGAAAACGGAAAACUAAUUAUUUAUAACAUAGACUUUAAUCGAUGGCAUCACGAGUACAGCAGCAGAUAUUAGUGCCUCAACUCUAGUCUUAGUUUUACUUUUAACUUAAAAUAUUAUAAGAAAAUAGAGCCGAAGAACUCGUUCUCUGUUUUUUAGGUGAAUUACGAAUCGAUUCUUGAUUUGUUGAAUACAUUUAUUUUGGAAAAUUACUGAAACUCAAUCGCC